This is a messenger RNA of Botrytis cinerea B05.10, 1918 nucleotides long. RefSeq lists its product as hypothetical. The transcript has 2 exons. Lineage: Eukaryota; Fungi; Ascomycota; Leotiomycetes; Helotiales; Sclerotiniaceae. Gene Ontology annotation, biological process: L-tyrosine catabolic process. The coding region runs from base 405 to 1673 and encodes 422 amino acids. The record is from RefSeq and is a predicted model, not a curated record. Gene Ontology annotation, molecular function: 4-hydroxyphenylpyruvate dioxygenase activity.
GGCCAAAGGAUGGCGAUCGGUUUAAUUGCUGUACGUUCAUUAGUCGGUGAUUGUGAAGCUUAGUUGAUGGAUUAUGCGGUCACUCUAUGUUUUGACAUGGCUUAGUCCGCCGUAUACCGAGAUGUAUCGACCUCAUAAGAAGAGGAGCUGAUGGCAGUCCCAAGUUCCUCUUCUUCACAAACAUCUUCCUUUGUUACUCAAAUUUGACUCUUUUGACAAACAUAUCUGCAAGCAAAGUUUGCUUUCGACAAACUGUCUUGAGAAUCUCCCUAUUACUUAAAGUACUGAUUGGUUGUCUCCUCUCAAACCAUUUCUGGUCAUCAAUCUCACCUACCUACGGAUAGAGGAAUCCAAUCUCCAUCUCUCUACUAUCUACUUAACCCCCCAUAUCACAACAUCACAUCAUGGCACCUUCUGCCGUCACUCCUCCAAUCCUCACUCCUACCUCCCUCACCUUCCCUACAUCAACCCACACAAACUCCUCUCUCAGCACCAGCACCCCCAAUUUCCACGGCUACGACCACAUUACCUGGUACGUGGGAAAUGCCAAACAAGCCGCCUCAUAUUAUUGCACCCGUCUGGGUUUCCAAACCAUCGCCUACAAGGGUCUUGAGACUGGUUCGCGCUAUAUCGCUUCGCAUGUCGUUGCUAAUGGCAAGAUUCGCUUCGUCUUGACUUCGCCUGUAAAGGCAUACUCGGGACUUAAAGAUGAUGAACCAAUUACUGAAAAGGAGAGAGAAUUGUUGAGAGAAAUAUACGAACAUUUGGAGAAGCAUGGGGAUGCAGUUAAAGACGUAGCGUUUGAAGUGGAUGAUGUGGCGAGCGUUUAUUACAAUGCCGUAGAGCAGGGGGCAGUGGGUGUGCAGAAACCAAUCAAGGGAAAAGAUGAAGAUGGGGAUGUCACAACCGCCAUAAUCCGCACCUACGGCGACACAACCCACACCCUCAUUUCCCGCAGCAACUAUAGCGGCACCUUCCUCCCCGGCUACCGGGCCACCCCCCCAUCCAAACUCGAUCCCCUCAACGCACUCCUCCCCACCAUCCCCCUCGAAGCCAUCGACCACUGCGUCGGCAACCAAGACUGGGGCGCCAUGCAAUCUGCCUGCGAAUACUACGAAAAAUGCCUCUCCUUCCACCGCUUCUGGUCCGUCGACGAUUCGCAAAUCAGCACCGCCCACUCCGCCCUCAACAGCAUCGUCAUGGCCUCCCCCAACAACGUCGUCAAGAUGCCCAUCAACGAGCCCGCCCCCGGUCUGCGCAAGAGCCAAAUUGAAGAAUACGUAGAUUUCUACUCCGGCGCCGGCGUCCAGCACAUCGCGCUCCGCACCCCCGAUAUCAUCACCGCCGUUUCGAAUCUGCGCGCGCGCGGCGUAGAAUUCAUCUCGGUGCCCGAAACAUACUACGAGACGAUGCGAGAACGUCUGGCAGAUAAAAACUUGGGAAUCAAGUGGGAACUGAAGGAAGAUUUCGAGGAGAUUAGAAAAUUGAAUGUGUUGAUUGAUUUUGACGAGGGAGGAUAUCUAUUGCAACUCUUCACAAAACCGUUGAUGGAUCGUCCGACGGUCUUUUUGGAAAUCAUUCAGAGAGAGGGAUUCGAUGGGUUUGGAGCGGGAAAUUUCAAGAGUCUCUUCGAGGCGAUUGAGAGGGAGCAGGAGGAGAGAGGAAAUUUGUAAAGAGUGACUCUUGGGUGGUGAGGAAUCAUUAGACGGUUGUAGUAGAUAGGCUAGGAUGAGGGCGAUAUGGUAUAUCUGCUUUAGGUGUACGGAGUCUGGGAUUUUGAGGGCACAAUGUUGCACCUUACGAAUGAUGAUCACUACAUAGCAUAGCAUUAGCGGAGUGGAUGAACGGAUUUUGGUGUGCAUUUCGGUUGGUUGCUCCGGAAUCAAGAGUUAAAGCGAAUCCUAUAAUUUAUCUUACA